This is a messenger RNA of Sphaerodactylus townsendi, 4117 nucleotides long. It is a transcript of the gene TRAM1, whose product is annotated as translocation associated membrane protein 1. Gene Ontology annotation, cellular component: endoplasmic reticulum membrane. NCBI's taxonomy places the organism in Eukaryota, Metazoa, Chordata, Lepidosauria, Squamata, Sphaerodactylidae. The record is from RefSeq and is a predicted model, not a curated record. Bases 190 to 1311 code for a protein of 373 amino acids. The transcript is spliced from 11 exons. Gene Ontology annotation, biological process: protein insertion into ER membrane; SRP-dependent cotranslational protein targeting to membrane, translocation.
AGGCUCCUGACGUGGGGCGGGGAGAUGUGAAGCGCGGAGUGGAGGCUUUUGGUGAAGGCGGCCGCCGCUGCUGCUGCUGGAGGGGCGGCAGCAGAGAGGGGCGGAGCGGUCGCCUGGGCUUCCUCCUCCGGGGCCCCGCCGCAGAAAACGCGAGCGGGGAGGUGGUGGCCGCGCUCUGCCGAGCCCGCCAUGGGGAUUCGCAAGAAGAGCAGCAAGACGCCUCCCGUGCUCAGCCAUGAGUUCAUCGUGCAGAACCACGCGGACAUCGUCUCUUGCAUGGCCAUGGUCUUCCUGCUCGGGCUGAUGUUCGAGGUUACAGCAAAAGCAGCAGUGGUCUUUGUUACACUUCAAUACAAUGUUACCAUUUCGGCCACAGAAGAACAACCUAUGGAAACAGUCACACUUUAUCACUAUGGCAUCAAAGAUCUGGCUACUGUUUUCUUCUACAUGCUGGUAGCAAUAAUUAUACAUGCUAUUAUUCAAGAGUAUGUGCUAGAUAAAAUUAACAGGCGAAUGCACUUUUCCAAAACAAAGCACAGCAAAUUCAAUGAAUCUGGACAACUCAGUGCAUUUUACCUUUUCUCCUGUGUUUGGGGAACCAGCAUUCUCGUUUCUGAGAACUAUGUAUCUGAUCCAACCUCACUCUGGAGAGACUACCCGCAUACAGUAAUGCCGUUUCAAAUGAAGUUUUUCUACAUCUCACAGUUGGCAUACUGGUUCCAUGCUUUUCCAGAACUCUACUUCCAGAAGACAAAAAAAGAAGACAUUCCUCGCCAACUUGUUUAUAUUGGGCUUUAUCUUUUCCAUAUCACAGGAGCUUAUCUGUUAAAUUUGACACAUCUUGGGAUGGUUCUCCUUGUGCUACAUUACUUUGUGGAAUUUCUCUUCCACAUCUCUAGACUGUUUUACUUCAGUGAUGAAAAAUACCAAAAAGGGUUUUCACUUUGGGCAAUUCUUUUUGUGUUGGGAAGACUUCUGACCUUGAUUCUUUCUGUCCUCACUGUUGGAUUUGGCCUUGCUAGAGCAGAGAAUCAAACAUUGGAUGUUAGCUCUGGAAACUUCAAUGUGCUGCCAAUCAGAAUCAGUGUGCUGGCCUCCAUCUGUUUAACUCAGGCCUUUAUGAUGUGGAAGUUCAUUAAUUUUCAGCUGAGAAGGUGGAGAGAACAUUCCUCCCCUCCCCAACCAGUAAAAAAGAAGUUUGUGACAACUAAAGGAAAACCACCCAAAAAAGAAAGAGAAAAUGGAAUAAAUGGAACACUAACCUCAAAUGGAGCAGACUCGCCUCGAAGCAGAAAAGAAAAAUCCUCUUAAAAAGAACUUUAAGUUAAUUGACUAAUAUCCCCAAAGAGAACUUCUUUUUACGUUGGAAACUCCUUCAGCGCCAGAGUUCUUAACUGUUAAUAAAAUAAAAUCAAUGCUUUUUGAUUAUUGCUACCAUAAUGGUUUUCGUGCAACUUUUUAAAACAUUUUAACUGAAAAGGGGGCCAACCUUAUUUUUAUCAUCUUUGAAAAUGUUUUUAUCAGAAUUACCUUGCCAAAAAUCAGUAACACAGCCUGUCAUUCCUUCCAGUUUUCCAGUUGUGAUGUAGCCCAUUCCAAAAGUAUGAAGUUUGUUUGAGAAUUUCAACUUAAAAGUAAUACCAUAUCUGGUUUUAGAUAGUCUCUAAUGUUUAGGUGUAUGUUAUGAUUUUUACAACUCGGAACUGAAUUUGGAAAGCACCAAAAUAUGUAGGUAAUGUCUACAGUGGUUCAAGAAAUUCCCUUAUUAAAACACAGUUGGACUGAUUGAAAUGUCCCAGAGUAUAUAUGUGUGUGUGAGAGUGUGUUGUCAAGGGAUAUCUUGUGUAUAUCGUGGGUAUUGUUGGAAUCAAAGCGUUUUGUGGUUUAGGGCAUCCUAUCCUGAGAAGCAGCUACAAAACAUGUUUACAUCUUAAAUACGUAUUAAGUUGCUGCUAGAGCAGUUUUCAAUUUGGCAUGGUAGCUCUUUCAGUAUUGUCCUUUUUUUUUUCUUCCAUCUGAUUUUGCUGGGGGUCAGUUAGCUUUGUGCAGCCAGUGAGAGAGCUAAAUUCCUUGACCUAGCUCUCUGAAUCUUUAGGACAGCAUAGAAGUGGGAGCAGCGCAUAAAACACUCAAAUAAGUGUUGCAAGAGGUGGUUAUGAAGGAGCAGCUGGCUAAAAAUAGGGUUCUGCUUAUUAAAGAUCAGUGCAAGGAAAGUUUAGACUGCUGUUGCAGCUGCUGAGGGAAAAUAACUGCAUCCCUACCACCGUCUCCAUUCUUCCCCAGAUCAGUCAUAGAUGGUAUUGCUUGGGGUUAUCUGUAACCUUGGUAUUAUAGUGUGAGGACGGAACUGUCUGACUAAAAGAAGCAUAACAUGCAUGGCAUGCAAGUUGUCCUUUGGAAUAGCUGUGAUCAUGAAAUGCAUAUUGUUUUUCCACAUCAAAAUACUAUUGGGAUAUCACUUGAGGAUCAUCUUGUUUUAAUCAUACUAUAUAAAUAUACCAGGUAGAAUUCUUGCAGUUUAGAACUGUUAUGCAGCACCAAAUAGUCAAUGCUGAGGAGGUAGGCUUGACUAUUCCUCCACUGGGUCAUGGUGGUGGUAGAAAGUACCAUCAAGUUGCAACCGACAUAAGGUGACCCUAUAGGGUUUCGAGGCAAGAGAUGAAUAGAGGUGGCCUCUCUGUGUAGCUACUUGGGAUCUACUUGGUUGUCUUCCUUCCAUGUAUGAACCAGGAACAAUCUUGCUUAGCUGUCAAAAUCUGACAAUCUCAGGCCAGCCUACUCUAUGCAGGUCAGGGACCAGUGAAUUUUACAAAGGUCCACAUAAUCACUUCAGAGUGGAAGCUGAAUGUAGGUGUUUCUACAGGAUGUUGCCACGUACAAAAAGGAAGCGUUCUCUAAAAGGCCACAGAAGUCCCUCUGCUUUACUAAUUCACUUUACUUACACAGUUGGGUGGCAUUUAACUGGAGCAAGAACAUGCUUUUGUAAUGGAGAUUUCAUUGUGAGGUUUGACCAUCUCGACCAGAUCAUUGGUAUCACUGUAUUUGGGAGGAGAAAAGCUCAGUUGCCAGCUCUGAUAUCUGAAAGGGGAAGAAAUGUCAACCUUCCCUGACAGUCCUUUACUUGAUUUAAAAGUGUUAUAAUCAUAAGAGUUGGAGCAUCUAGCACAGUGGUUCUCAACCUGGGGGUCGGGACCCCUUUAGGGGUCAAACGACUCUUUCACAGGGGUCGCCUAAGACUCUCUGCAUCAGUGUUCUCCAUCUGUAAAAUGGACAAAUGUUAGGGUUGGGGGUCACCACAACAUGAAGAACUGUAUUAAAGGUUCGCAGCAUUAGGAAGGUUGAGAACCACUGAUCUAGCAGUACCACUGCAGUUGAAAAAAAUAUUGUUAUGCUUGAUUAGAACACUUAGUUGCAGGAGUGUAGACGUCUCGUUGCAUGGUUUAUAUGACCAGGAUGAUCCAACAUCAACCGUGCAGAAGGAGCCACCCAAACCAUGUCAGGUGUCACAGUGUGAAUGACUUACAAAACUACUGUUAUCUUCUAUGUGUCUCUGACUUUGUCUCCUACAAUAGAGAUGGCAAAUUAAUGUUCUGUUCCCAUGAAGUGGGAUAAAACUGGCCCACCUUUUUUGGGCAUAGUUUCCCAACUACUCAUUGAGCCCACAAUAUGGACUCUGCCUUCAGGCUUCUCACCACUCGAACAACCGUACUUCGAUGGAGUAUGUCUGCAUUCUUUGAGGCUAGCAUGUCCAUACCUGCAGAAUCUUAAGACAAUAUUUCAUUGCACUCUGGAUUAAGAGUGUGGUGUUUGAAUGUUUUCCUAGCUGGAAUAACUGGAUUACUUUGUUCAGUUGCAUUUCAUGUAAGUCUUCAUUAAUUUUAGCUUUUUUUUUCCUGCCUGAGGCAGAGCUUUAUAAAAAUUCAAACCACCUCACAAAAAUGGUUCCAAUACAAUGUAAUGGUAACUGUAUGCAUUUUUUUUCCACAAAUGAGAUCGUGCCUGAUUACAUUUAAGAAAGAUUUUUUUCAAGAUGUAUUGGGAAUAACAAGAGUUUGAUAUACUAUUGUUCCUUUAAUGUACAUUUCUAAUAAAUUCUUAAUAAAAUAGUGAAAACGUA